Molecule: messenger RNA, 1383 nt
Organism: Echinostoma caproni
Lineage: Eukaryota; Metazoa; Platyhelminthes; Trematoda; Plagiorchiida; Echinostomatidae
Source: the annotation of a GenBank genome assembly
AUGUUUCCAUCUGCUGCAUUACAUGCGAAGAAAAGUCUUCUAGCACUGUUUUUUGCACUAGUUAAGCGUACAAAUAUAGUAAUUCAUUCACCAUGUAUGUCAAAUGAGUACCUCUUCUUUUUCAAAAUUCAAAAUGCAUCAAACCGACAGUUGUUCGACUCUGAAGAAGAUGCUGCAAUAUUUUUGGGAUUACUCGAUUCACUAUUCAUGUUUUCGUAUGCUCUCGGUUUGUAUGUGAGCGGAUGGCUCGGAGAUAGGUUUUCUCACCGGAAAGUUCUUUUCGGUGGAUCUGUUUUUUCUGCACUCAUCAUUUUUCUCUUUGGAUACGUUACCGAGAUUAGUCAUUUUUAUAACAAACCAUUUUAUUGUGUAUUGUGGAUUUUGAAUGGACUGACACAGUCCACUGUCUGGCCCUCUGCCGUUGCCAUACUGAACUCACGCGCCGGGAGUUUUCGUGGAUUUGUCCUCGGUACUUGGUCAUCUUGUGCAUCAGCCGGGAACAUUAUCGGUGAUCUGCUGGUCGGCGUCCUGGUACCAUUUGGUUACCAUUAUGGUUUCUUGGUCCCGUCUGUCACGAUGUUUGCCUUUUCUUUCAUGCUGUUAUUUGGACUGUCGGACAAGCCUUAUGCUUCUGAGCAUACUCUUUUCCCAGAAACAAAUUCCGCGGAAGAGGAAAGUUUAAUGAACAAGCAGCCCUCGUCUGCUCCUAGAAAUGUAUCGUUUUGGCGAGUUUUUGCGGUUGGUGGGGUGAUAUUUUCUUCACUGGCAUAUGCAUGCAUCAAGUUGGUGAAUUAUGCACUGUUUUUCUGGCUCACAUUCUACUUGACCUCGAAUUUCGGUUGGUCCAAUAGCGAUGCAUCCACAUUCUCUGUGUGGUAUGAUGUUGGUGGAAUACUUGGAGGUGUUGUUGCCGGACUAGUCUCUGAUCUAAUUGUUCGCUAUAUGUCACGAAAUGCUGUGAUCCUAUUGUUCAGUGUUUUCGCUGUUCCCACCCUCCUCGCUUACCGGUAUACCCCACCUAAUCCGGCCUGGUUGAACGGUCUUGUCAUGGGAAUUGCGGGCCUAAUGGUCGGUGGCCCUGCGGUUCUAAUCAGUACUGUCGUGAUUCGAGAUUUAAGCGAAACCGAUGAGUUGAGUGGUGCUCGCACUCAAGCCACUAUUGCCGGGAUUAUUGAUGGCACUGGCAGUUUGGGGGCUUCGUUGGGUCAAAUUCUGAUACCUUAUUUGGCAUUCCGUUUCGGUUGGUCGUCUGCGUUCUACUUGUUUAUGACCUGUAUGAUUCUCACAUGCUUUUGUGUACUACCGUUGUGGAUCAAACAACGUAUCAAAGAAAGACACCGCUCAUUGUCCACUUCAAAUGACAAUAUCUACUCCCGACUGUAA